Molecule: messenger RNA, 5964 nt
Organism: Musca domestica (house fly)
Lineage: Eukaryota; Metazoa; Arthropoda; Insecta; Diptera; Muscidae
Gene: Nup214
Product: nuclear pore complex protein Nup214
Exons: 11
Coding region: 148-5856 (1902 amino acids)
Biological process (GO): protein import into nucleus; RNA export from nucleus
Cellular component (GO): nuclear pore
Molecular function (GO): protein binding; structural constituent of nuclear pore
Source: RefSeq, a predicted model, not a curated record
GCAGACAACGCCGUUUGUGCAUGCUGAGGGGAAAUUGCGAACAUUUGCGCAAAGUUAAUUAUUUAAUUAUUUCUUUCUUUUGUUAGUAGUUUGUAAAAAAAAUAUUUGUGAAAGUAAAAAAGUAUAUUUAAGAAAAAUUUGAACAACAUGGCUCAAAAUGCACCGGCUUCAGUAGAUGUGCAGGAUAUACAAUUUAAAUUACAUGGAAAAUUUCCAGUUUUUCCCGAAGGCAAAGAAUUGAAAAGCCUAGUUAGUCUAUUGGCGGUAUCGUCCACCAAGGGUCUGUUGUUUGCCGGCAAUCCGAAUGCCAAGGAACUAAAAGUUACAAAAUUAAAGGACAUUAUCGAUUACAAGGCCAAUGGCAAAGAUCUUCCCGUGCGUGUUAUACCCUUGCAGGGCGAACCCAAGGCAAUGGCUUGCAGUUGUGACGGUUCAAUGUUGGCUGUUAAUUACAUGCAAAAUAAUACCGGAUUUUUGCAAAUAUAUCAGGUUGACUGUUUCUUGACGCCGAACGUAAAUGCUAUUUACAAUGUCCCCGUGGCUCCCGAGAGUUAUGUCUUUGCUCUGCAACUCCUGUGGAAUCCCGUUAUUGCGAAUAACAUUGCUUUGGUCUUAAGCGAUGGUUCAGUAACCAUGUUUACUCUGAAUCCAGGUGGCAAUUAUGACAAAGUGACUUUGGGCAAAGAAAAUCAAGUUAAAUCGGGCUGUUGGUCACCCAAGGGAAAGCAAAUAGUUUUUGGAUUUUCCGAUGGUAAAUUACAACAAUUUAAACCCAACCUACAGCCUGCUCGUGCCAUUCCCUGUCCUCCAGGAAUACAUCCUGGACCGUUUGAUUGUAUUGCUGUCCAUUGGCUGUCUACAUUUCAAUUUGCUGUAAUAUUUCUACAAAAAGGCGAAGAUGUGUGCCCCUCACUCUUUAUUGUGAAUGCACCGAAAGCAGGAAAUCCAACCUAUAUCAAUUAUUAUGACAUCUGUUAUAGUGCUCCGGGACCACGAACUCAACAGCUAACAUUUAAUCACAUAUCACAGUGGAAUUUAUUACUUGUUUCCUCAGCCAAUGGCGUAGAAGUUGGUAUUUUGGGCACCAAAGAGACUGGAGAAAAUCCCACUUGGAUCCAAUAUACUCUUUUAGAUGAAGCUCGCAUAGAAAUGCCUUUAACGGAGUCAAAAGAUGAAACAUUUCCCAUGGGCUUUGUUUUCGAUACGGCCUCAUCGCAUCAAACAAAAAUGGGAGAACAAAUGUUACCUGUAAUGCCUAUGAUACAUGUUCUUUCCACACAUGGGCAUUUGGUGUCGUUUAAUUUUUUGAACUUAUCACCCAAUGCUGUGGGAGUUUGUUCUCCACCACCGCCAUUAAAUGAUACAUCGGGAGAUUUUAAACCUUUACAUGAAACUUUGUCCGGUGGAGCCAGCGAACCAAGUGAACAAAAGACACAGGGUCGUGAAAAAACAAGUGGAGGAAAUACAAUGGCUGCACCACAAACUGGCGGAACUGGUUUUGGUGACAUGACCUUCACGUUGGGCUCAAACAUGGUCACAUCUACGCCAGCCAUAAAAGACAAGCCUGUGCCCAUGUUUGGAGGACUGGCAAAUGCUUCAUCCAAACCAGGUGGCAUAGGAAUGGGUUUUGGAGCUCAAUCAACAACAAUUAAAACAAGUACAUCUACCGCACCAAUUGCCACAGGAGGAAUGACUUUUGGUACGGGCAGCACCACCACUUUUAUGCCACAACAGACGACCUCAUCUUUAGCACCUAAAAGUGGUUUUGGAACACAAGCAGCUGUACCCAGUUUUGGUGCUUCCGCAGGGAGUCAAAGUGGUUUUGGAGUUGCGGCAGCUGAAAAAACGUCACUUCCAGCUGCCACAGAUAAAAAUAUACCUAAAAGUGAGGCGAACCAACCUUUGUAUACGGUUCCGCCCACCUUUAAGGCACCUCAAGCUGUCCAAUCUAACAAACCUACAACGCCUGUGGCAAAAGUCAAUAUGAAAGUUGGCGAAAUAGAUGAUGUAGUUAAGCAGAUGAUAGCAAUUCAAAUCGAGGCAUUUGACCUGGAGAUAAAGCAGAUACAAACACAAACCCAUAAGCUAAUGGAAAAUAUUGGUACACCGGACGAAAUCAAGUCAUAUACCAAACAACUAAAUGAUCUCCAAGAGAUUAUAGAACAAGCAGACGAUCAUGAAUUCGAACAAGAUGUACAAAGUUUGAGGCAUUCGAUGAAUGAAUCAUAUGCUAUGUUGGCUGAAUGUCGUUCUAAAUUGGAUAUGUACAAAAAUCCCAAUCUAUCCCGUUUAACCUCCUCAUCAACUGCUGAUCCCGCAAAUCGACGUCAAUUGGCAAAAUUGCAGGCUUUUAUAGCAACAAAUCAAACCCAGCUGAAUCAGGUUAACUAUUUAAUUGAUGCCCAAUGGUCUCAAUACCAGGAUGUUGUUCGUCGUAAUACAAAAAAUCAAAUGCAUAUACCUUGUUUGGAUGGCAUCUAUCAACGAAUGUCAAAACUAAAAGAUCUUCUCGCGCGCCAACGCACCAAGAUGAACCAUAUUAAAAGUAAAUUGAAGCAAAAGGGUUUAAACUAUAAACCAGGUAGUGAUAAGGAUGUUACAUUAGCUGCUGUUGGGGCGUUAACAAAAAAUCAAAGUACCAUGGAAUCUUUGGCUGACUCCAUACUAUCAAUGAGUCUAUCACAGGUUGUUUCCCAGUCGCAUUCAAAACUUUCAGAAAGUAAAUUGAAUGCAAUACGUAAUUUCACCAAGCAACAGCAGCAGAUAUCAAUAAUCAGACCAAAAAGACCCGAUAGAGUAGGCCUCAAAUCCGAAGUGAUUUUGGAAACUAAGCUUGAGAGUGAACGCAAACAGAAAGAGAAAGAAAUGAAAGAGAAACAGGCUCAGGCUCAGCAACAACAAAAACAGUCCACGCAAAUAUCUACACAAAAGUCUGUAGCACAGACUAGCAUCAAGCAAUCCUCCCAGCAAAUGCCGCCACAAAAUGUACAGCAGCAGCAAAAUCAACAGCAACAAUCAUUCUUAGCCAAACCUACAGCUUCGAAACCCGCCCUUUUGCCCAAUAUAAGCCAGCCAUCACCGUUUAUAACUCCCAAUCCUGCCACCUCAAGCACUCUAUCAUUUGGCAGUCAAAGCUCUUUUGUAAAGACGUCAACGGGUCUCUUGAAAUCUGAUGAUGCCCCAAAACUUGCUACCUCAGCGUCAUCGCCGUUUUCUGCCUUUGGCGGCACAUCAUCUGGUGGCGGACUUACAUUUGGUCAAACCAUAAAAGCUAAUCAAAAUACUGAAGGAAAAGAAAAUAAUGUGGCCGCCACGCCAAUUUCUUUCUCCGCCAAAGUCAUUGGGGGUAAUUCCAAUCCCAAUAAUAAGGCGAAUAUAGGAGGAGGAGGGGUCUUAACUUCCGGCGCCGAUAAUAGUUUAACUAAUCAAGGUUUUGCUUCGUUCUCCACCGCUAAACCAGCCAAUUUGACAACGGAAACGAAAAAUGCCUCAAAUGGUUCUAAAAAACCGGAGGACCAAAAAGAAGGUUUUAGUUUUGGUAGCCUGUCUUCUGCAAAUCUCCCUGUAUCUGCAACCGCUACUCCAACAGCUUUUGGUGGAUUUGGGGCAAAGUCCACAACUACGACCGCAACAACACCUGCCACUCAAGCUGUUUCUUCAGCCCCUUCGGGAGGUUUGUUUUCCUCGUCAACAUUUGGUUCUGGUCUGUCAUUGACAACCACCCCCAAACCAUUUGCAACUUUAUCAUCUGAAUCCUCACCGACACCAUUCGGUGGUUCCAAUACUCCAUUUAGCUUUAGUGGGUUGCCUUCGGGAGCAGCAACUGCAAAUACAACUACUAAAACUACUGAGGCCAGCGCCAAAUCCGAAGAAACAAAAACAUCUGCUACGCAGCAACAGGUAUCCUCCGCCAGCGACACAACAACAACAACGACUGGUUUUACAUUUGGAGGUCUUGCUUUAGGCAACACAGGCUCUAAAGCUCUUACUACAACCACACCGAGUACUAGUUCAGCUCCACCAAAUGUUACGAUCACCUCAUCAGGCUUGCCAACGUCUAGUGCUGCACCUAAGGCCACCACAUCAACCACUUCCACAACACCGGCUGAUUCCUUAUUCGGGUCUUUGAAUAUUUGCAAACCUGAGGCAAAACCAUCCGACGCCUCAAAGGGACAGGCCAAUAUUUUUUCAGGGUUUGCCACAUCAUCUUCGGCAGCAACUUCAUCCACAUUUACCUUUGCUACAAACAGUGCGCCAACUGAUGGAGGCAAAUCCACCCCCGCUUCAUCAUCUCAAACUCCAGUUUUUGGUACAAAUAGUACAACAACCGGAAAUCUAUUUGGCAAACCAACUUCUACAACCGACACGACAUCGUCUACAGCUGCAACCACAACAAUUUCAGCGGUUUCCUCGACAGCCACAACCACUUCAACAGGAGCAACUGGAUUUUCAUUCGCUUCUUCCGUAGAUCAAAAACCUGCAGAUGUACCAUUAUUUGGUGCUCUCUCCGUUUCGUCCUCUGCUUCUGCAACAACUACAACAAACACUGCUGCCACAACGACUGGACCAUCUACCACAGCUGGUAACAUUUUUGGAACUACCGGUGCUUCAUCAAUAUUUGCCCAAGCUGCAGCAGCGACAUCGACUGUGGCAACUUCUAAUACAACAUCCACGCCAAUAUUUGGCGGCGCUGUUGCUGCUAAUGCUGGUACUUCUAGUACCCCAUUGUUCGGCUCCACAGCACAAGCCAGCACAACUGCUUCAACACCAAGCACUGGCUCUAUUUUUGGAGGUAGUGCAAAGGCAGCAGAACCAACAACAGGCGGUAGUAUUUUUGGUGGUAUACCAAAACCGGAUCAAUCUGUUUUCGGCAGUUCAGCAACAGCCUCUGCUGCACCAACACCUGGAUUAUUUGCCGCAGCUGCAGCUGCGACCAAGCCAACAGGUACAACGGGAGGUAGUAUAUUUGGUGGCAACACAACAACAGGAGCUUUUGGGGCUCCAGCAGCUGGAGGGGGUUCUAUUUUUGGAGGUGCAGCCACAACUACGAGCCCAUUUGGUUCAGCGGCUAACACGGCUGGUUCAAUAUUUGGUGGUGCGGCCGCUGCAAAGCCUGCCGAAGGAGGAAACAUAUUUGGAUCUCCCACUCAGCAAUCGGCGUCAAGUGGUGGUUCUAUUUUCGGUAAGAGUACUUUCGGCCAAACAGCUGCAGCAGCACCGGCAGCAGCUUCCCCUGGUAGUAUAUUUGGUGGUGGUGGUGCAGCUCAACCUUCAUCAGCCGGACCCUUUGGGGCACCUUCUGGCGGAUCAAUAUUUGGAGGCGCAGGAAAUGCUGCAAAUAGCCCGGCAUCCGGUGGUUCAAUAUUUGGAGGAGGGAAUACAACUUCUGCUCCAGCCUUUGGAUCAGCUACAGCUUCAUCAGGCUUUGGCUCAUUUUCACAAACAUCAAAUGCACCAGCCUUUGGUUCACCCAAUGCUGGUGGUGCUGGCGGCUUUGGUGCCAGUAAUACAGGCUUUGGUUCACCCCAACAAUCGGCAUUUGCCAAACCUGUAUUUGGUGGACCUCCAACCUUCGGCAGCCCACCAGCAUUCGGUGCUCAACCUACAUUUGGAGGCGCUCCUACUUUUGGCAGUCCCAAAGCUGGAUUUGGUUCAUUUGCAGCUGCUGCGACGACAUCGCCCACCACCACAGGUUUUGGUGCGGCAGCCAAUACUGGAGUUUCAAAGGGUAAUAUAUUUGAAACAUUGGGCUCAACUGAUACCGGCUUAUCAUUUGGCAAUUUGGCUCAGUCUACACAGCCUCCAAAUCAACAAAAACCAGCAUUUGGAGGAUCAUCAUUCAUGAGUUAUCGUUAAUUUAAGUGUACAUGUGAAAUCGUUGGAAAAAAGUACUUGUUAUUUUUUUGGUAUGUAAUCAGGAUGUUAUAUUUAAGGAGGAAUAAACAUUUCAUCUCUAACAUCAAA